AUGGAGCCAAAUAUUUCAAAUUUAUCAAAGAAAUUAUGGAAAAUAGUGAAGGUGGCUAUCUUCAUGAUAAAGAAAGGUUUAUGCAUAAAGAAAUUACUCAUGGAUCUCAACUUGAUGAUGAAGCGCGGUAAGCUUGCUAGUAAAAACCUUGCAAACCUAAUGCUCCACCACCACCAUCACCACCACGACGAUGACUACAUCUCCAAAGUCGGGUUAGCUACACCCAACAACAACCCUAACGACGACACCACUUGUGUGUACGAGUUUAGUUGUAGUGACACCCCUUUAUACCGCCAUUACUUCACCAACAAGUUAAAGAAAAUCAAUCGUCACCAAAAUAAAAAUGUAAAAAAUCCCUUAUACAUGCCUUCUCCUUAUUAUCAAGAAGAUGGUGAAAAUGUUAACCUAGAGGAUGUUAGCAACAUGGUCGAUAUGAUGUUACACAAUGAACAAGUUUCGGUCCCUUCACCGGGUUUUACUAGUCGUCUAGGGUUUGGACGUAGCCCUAGGGUCCGGCAGCUAAGGGUAACGGAUUCACCGUUUCCGGUGCAUAAUUCGGAGGAGGACAAGCAUGUGGAUCAGGCUGCUGAGGCUUUUAUCACCAAGUUCUAUUCUCAGCUCAAGCAACAAAAAUACAAUUAA
Chenopodium quinoa (quinoa) is the source of this 642-nucleotide messenger RNA. RefSeq lists its product as uncharacterized. Lineage: Eukaryota; Viridiplantae; Streptophyta; Magnoliopsida; Caryophyllales; Amaranthaceae. The coding region runs from base 1 to 642 and encodes 213 amino acids. The transcript has a single exon. The record is from RefSeq and is a predicted model, not a curated record.